Molecule: messenger RNA, 306 nt
Organism: Rattus norvegicus (Norway rat)
Lineage: Eukaryota; Metazoa; Chordata; Mammalia; Rodentia; Muridae
Source: RefSeq, a predicted model, not a curated record
AUGAAGUCUGCUAAGUUGGGAUUUCUCCUGGGAUUCUCCCUCUUCUGCCUACUCAGUCCUCCAGUACUGAGCUUCGUGGAGAAGGUUGCUGCAAGGCUCUGCAAAGAAUUCAACGAUCCUUGUGCUUUGGAAAUGGAUCCUGGCAGCUGCUAUGAAAGCCAUUACAGAUUUUUCUACAACCAAACCUCCAAAAAGUGUCAGAUUUUCGUGUUCAGUGGUUGCAAUGGUAACCGUAAUAACUUCAUGCUUAAAAUAGACUGUGACGUUAUGUGUAAUGAAGAAUACAAGGUAAAGCCACAGAGGUAA